Messenger RNA from Morus notabilis, 357 nucleotides. RefSeq names its product thaumatin-like protein 1a. Bases 13 to 357 code for a protein of 114 amino acids. The record is from RefSeq and is a predicted model, not a curated record. Gene Ontology annotation, cellular component: extracellular region. Lineage: Eukaryota; Viridiplantae; Streptophyta; Magnoliopsida; Rosales; Moraceae. The transcript has 2 exons. Gene Ontology annotation, biological process: defense response.
AAGUCUCAAUAUAUGGCAGCUUACAGUGCUCUAGUUUUGUUCUCUCUUUCUCUUCUCCAAUCCUUCUUCUUAGGCACUUAUGCAACCACGUUGACAAUCACAAACAACUGCAACGACAUCAUAUGGCCUGCCGUUUUACCAAACCCCGGCUCGCCGUUGAUCUCUCCGUCCGGCUUCUCCCUCAACGCUGGAGACUCCGAAACCCUACCCGUGCCCUCUGGCUGGUCCGGUCGCGUAUGGGCCCGAACCCGCUGCGCCACCACCUCUGUUGGAAAAUUCUCCUGUGCCACCGGUGACUGCGGCUCAUCCGCCGUGGAUUGCGGCGGGGGGGGCGGGGAAAUCUCCUCCACGAGCUGA